This is a messenger RNA of Neodiprion fabricii, 4889 nucleotides long. RefSeq names its product blood vessel epicardial substance-like. NCBI's taxonomy places the organism in Eukaryota, Metazoa, Arthropoda, Insecta, Hymenoptera, Diprionidae. Gene Ontology annotation, molecular function: cAMP binding. Gene Ontology annotation, cellular component: sarcolemma. The coding region runs from base 1817 to 3229 and encodes 470 amino acids. The transcript is spliced from 6 exons. The record is from RefSeq and is a predicted model, not a curated record.
CGGAGCAAACGGCGGGCGAGCAGUGCUGCCACCUGCGCGGAGGGCGUGUCGCUAGCUCCGAAGGAGCCUCAGUCCAACGCAGACUUCAGCCCGUGGCACAAGCCGCCUGCCCCGAAGGGUGAAAAUCCCCCGAAAGUUCGACGCAAGCUCUUUACGCAACGAAGGAGAUCAGGAGGGAAACAAAAACAGAGGGAGAGAGAGAAGGAGGAAGAGGGAGAGGGUCGGGAAGGAUGAAUGAAUGAGGAAUCGUGAUUCUGUGCCUUAAAAUGUCUUCGCUCGAAGAAGUGAUUCGGGGUGCAUUCAACGAGGAGAGUGAGAGAGGCGCGUGGCGAGCCCCUCGAAUCGACUUUCAGAACUCCGUCGGAAGACCCAAAACCGAGACGAGACGAAUCUCGAGUAACCAUGGCGUCCGGCAGAUGUAAACAGAGAUCGCAAAGCCCGAGAUUCUCCAAAUCGAGACUCUGUUGACAAUGAGACGAUGGACAUUCGGAUAGCGUUGAAGUCAUGAGCGCCCCUCGUCAAAACACGUUUAAUACUUAUAGCAACCCAUGCAUAUCAAGGUGGACCCGAGCUGAUCCCCUCACAACUAAUAAUCUUCCCAGAAACUGCCAAAAUUUUCGCCAUGGAGGUUCACACGUUCGCAUCGGAACUGCAGCGACGAUCCUCUGCGUUUUUAUCCUCACCGGCAUCAUCUCUUCCAGUCUUCUUUCAAGGUGAACGAACGAUUCGCGGACGUUUUAUUGUGUACGUGAGAUUUUAAACGCAAACUCCCUGCACUUGAACUCUCGUCAAUCUCGAUUCUCCCCCUUUCCCCGUUCUUGUUUCUGUUCGUAGUUUCUUUUUCAACUGCGAUAAACCUUCUCGACCCUCGUUCGUUAUCUCUUAUAUACUCUCACUGUUGUUGUUAUCGUCGUUGUUAUUGUUGUUAUUGUUGUUGUUGUAAAAGUAUCAGCCGUCUAGAAACCAGUGUGUGAAACCUGUUAGCUGUGCAUAGGAGUCUUCGUUAUUACAUUUUUUGAUUUCACUUUGAAGAAAUUCCCGGGACCGUCGCUUUGCUGAUUUGCAAUCCUUUGUUCCCGUCAUUGCUUCGGUGUGUCACGUUGCAGCCUCUUAGGCCAAACCAUAUUUGAUACAGUCUGUUUUUCGAAUUAUAAUUGUAAGUUCGUAUCGGCUGAGUAAAAGGGUCAAGUGUUCAGAUGGCACCUAGAGCCAAAGUGAGUUUGUCCGGUUUUCUUUACCCGUAUUUCAAAUCUGUGAGUAUUUUUUCAGACGAAAGCUUUUUCACUCCGCAAGUUUAAAUCUACAGGGAUCGUGUACAUAUGACAAAACCUUAAAACGUUAUGCUUGUAUAAAUAAAAAAACGAUAAACGGACGGUAUAAUAGUGAUUGAGGGAAACAUUUAUAAAAUCAACGAAUUUUAUCGAUGUCUUUUAAAUAUCCUACUACGCUAAAAGAACGCUUUGGUAUAAAACGAAAAAAUCUGCUAUACUAAAAAUCCUAUAUAAUCGAAUACUAAAUAUAUUAACUACCGAUCAACACGAUUCACUGAUAAAAGUAAUAGUAAAAUGUAAAUUUGUAAAUACGUGUAAAAAACCGCAAACAAACUAAAUAAUAUAAAUACAUUGUGAAACAAAUUUAUUGAAAUGGUGUACAACGUUGUGUGUUUUUUAAAUGAGUGCGACAGAAGAAGGAUAAAAUUUGUCACGAUUCACUCAACCAUCUUAACGUUGUUUACAUCGGGGAACGAAAUGUGCAAAGCAUUAACAUCAAGAACAACAUAUUGCUAAUCAACCACACACAUAAGGCGAAGGAGGUGAUGGCCCGUACCACGCGCCCACGACGAAAAAUGGCGAACACGACCGACGCUAACACGUCAAUGACGCCGUUCUCCGCCUCCUCAUCGACGACCUCCUCCUCGACGGAGAGCUACACUUUCAACUACACUGGUCUCGGUGACCUCGGUGGCUACUCCAUGGUAGAUCUCAACUACACGGAGCUCUGGGUCGACGCUUGGAACACCACGGCGUCCAGCAACCUCACGGAGAGGCUGAACGAGACCGUCAUCUCAACCGGGGGAUACUGCGACGAGUGGGAAGCCGCCCAGCACAAAUUGUUCCAGGCGGCCAACAUCUUCUUCGCGGCAGCCUUCCUUGUUCCGAGGUCGUUCAAGGCCUCGGUGUUGGCCUUACGCACCUUCCUCACCGCCGGCUUUAUGCUCGCCGCUCUUUGGGCUGGAAUCACAAUCUGCGCCCUUGACGCAAUGCUCUGGUGUCUCGCUCUCGGACUCCUCAACGGGAUCCACUCCCUAAUUCUUGCUUGUCGUUUUCUGCCACCCGCGCUCAGCCCGGAACUUGCCGAAUUGUAUCUAAAGCUGUUCAAACCGUACAGGGUCAGUAAAAAGCAUUUCCAGGAGCUGGCCAAAGAGGCGAGGAUAUUGAAACUUGAUCCAGGACAAACCUACGCGACCGAAGGUGUCACGCCGGCCGACGAACGCUUGUCGAUACUGUUGCGUGGAAAAUUAACUGUGACCUGCGACAGUACCCAUCUCCACUACGUCAGAGCUUACCAAUUCGUUGAUUCUCCGGAAUGGGAGGCGGCGCACCAGAACUUUGACGACUUGUUCCAGGUUACAGUACGGGCGGAAGAGUCCAGUACGUAUAUAUGCUGGACUCGGAUAAAGCUUGUGCGAGUUCUCAGACACAGGCCACUGCUCAAGGUUGUGCUGAACAACCUGAUAGGCAAGGACAUCACCUCGAAGUUGUACGCUCUUAACGAGCAGUUGGCUGGCGUAGCGGCUGCCAGCGAACACGCCUCGAACAACCCUUACAGAGGAGUUGCCAGGAGUCUUAGCGUUGACGCUGUGAACACCGAGACCGCCGGUCGGGUUCGUUCUUCCACGUGGAAAACCCAGCGAAGGCACAGCAAUCCGCGGAGCGAUAGAAGUUCCCCGGCCCGUCACUCUCAUCAAUACUGGGCACCGGUGGUAGCGAAUCAUUUCCCACCGACCUCGCCGUUCAUCCAGGCGCCGAACGUUGCCUACUCUCUGCUGCCUCAAGGAACCCAGUUUUCACCACCGCCCCGAAUUCCUACGGUGUCUCAUCCACCGUUGACGAAGCAGCGCAGCGGAGGAACCAGCGGCGACUAUAGCUUACUUCCCCAAACGCCGAAGUUGGAGAGGAAACGGUCGAAAAAAGGAGCUCGAGAGGUCACCUUCGAAACGCCCGUAUGACGGUCGCUGGACGACGGGGAAGGUCCUGCGAGUGUUCCGCUCCUCCCGAUGUCGCCACAGCGAAACGCGUAACCCCGUCGACGCAGCGCGCGAUGAUGAACUCGUCAAACAGUGUCCGGGAACCUCGGGCAAACCUUAAUUAGUUGAUUAAUUAUCCGACCGAAGAACCGCGCAGCCAGGAAGAGGGAAAGAUUAUGCCUACGGCUGUCGUGCAGCGUGCGGAGAGGCCUAAAAUGAUGAAGACCCGCGAUUAUCAUCGUCGUGAAACAUAAUCAAAAAAAAAGUUAUACAUAUAGACAUACUCGUAUUACAUACAAAAUGAAAAAUAAAAAAAUAAAGUAAUAAUUUUCGUUAGUGCGCGGUGUUAAAACGACGUUCUAAAAUUGCAGUUCGAGGUAAGGAAACAAUUUAAUCGAUUGUUGUUGAUUAAUCAGCGAGCGAUCCGUUGUGGAUAUACGAUAUUAUUUAUGCUCGGAUUUAAUCCGGGUUUUAAAAAUUCUAUAGCUGUGAAAGAACCGAAGCCUAACACAAGUGUCGAUGUUCAAUCGCUGAGAACAUCGUAAUUAUUACUGAUAUACGAUAUCGCGGCUUAAAUAUACUUAUGUGCAGACUUCGUUGCAAUAUUUCGUAAGAUAAGGAACCUGUCUACCAAAGUUCAGAUGAAAAGGAUACAGUGUAUUACGAACGAGUAAAAUUGUUCCGUUAAGUGAUAAAUAAAACAAAAAAAUAGAAACAAUGAAACAAUCACACAUGCCGUUGUUAUGUCAAAACAUUGACAUUAUGUUUUAAUCGACGCGAAAACUCGAACGUGAGUAUAAAAAUUUGGCAACUAUUGCAAGCGCAGAUAAGAUUUUAUUUAUUUACUCGAAUUUAAACCGACGUACCGUGUAAAAAAAUUAUUCGUCAUUUGGCGAACCAGUUAUAUUGAAAUGAGAUCAAGUUGAAUGAAAUUGUUUUCAAUUAAAUACGCAGAAUAAAAUCAAACUAUCGAAAGAAAAAUUAUUGAACAAAGCUCUGUACAUACAUAUAAAUAUGUCAAGUAUUAUACGUUUACAUUCGAAUAUGAUCAAUAUUGUAAUAUAUUAAGUAUUUCUACAGUGCUAAAAAAAAAAAAAAAAAGAAAAAAAAACAGGAAAUAAAACGGAAGAAUAACGAUAACGAUAAGUAAUACGACCGCUCGCGUGCCAAUCGGUGUAAGUCAGUCACGUCUAUCUAAAAAUUAACAAAACAAGUAAUAAUAAUAAUGAAAACGGGUGGAUUUAAAUUUGCAGACAAGAUACUUGAGAAAAGAAAUUUAAGGAUUGAAUUCUUAGCGUCUUGUUCAAAGUGAGCAACCAGACCUACACCGACUCGCCAACAAAGGUUACGUACAAAGCCAGAGAAAAGUAAAAAAAAUAAUAAUAAUAACAAUAACAAAAAUAAUAAUAUCAUCAUAUAAAAUCGGUCGAACGAACGCUGCGGAAUGUGCUUAUAAAUAUAAUAAUAAUUGUGAUAUGUUAUUUAAUGAAUAAUAAUUUGAAAGAAGUAAAAUAAAAUUAACCUAAACCAAAGGGUAAUCCCCCACUCCCCGCGCGAAAAUAAAGAGUCGAAAAAUUGUAACGCAAUACGUGCUUCGUUAAAAAAAAAAAAAAAACCUGCAAUAAAGUGCUUCGAUGAAAAG